Molecule: messenger RNA, 1710 nt
Organism: Entamoeba dispar SAW760
Lineage: Eukaryota; Evosea; Mastigamoebida; Endamoebidae
Exons: 3
Coding region: 1-1710 (569 amino acids)
Biological process (GO): small GTPase-mediated signal transduction
Cellular component (GO): cytoplasm
Molecular function (GO): GTPase activator activity
Source: RefSeq, a predicted model, not a curated record
AUGUCUGAAAAAUCAAUCUUCAGAUUCAAUAAAAAAGAUUUUUAUGAUAGAACGAAGAAAAAGACACAGUGCCCUGAAUUAAAUGUUCAAGAACUUACUAUCGAACCAUUACAAAAUUCCUUUAAUAAUGAUAUAACUAAUACUAUCCCAGAAAAAAAAGACCAUAUACAAACUCAAAGGAAAGCAGUUAAUAAUACAAACAAAAUAAACGGUCUCUCAUCAGAAAUUUCAUCUAAAACAAAAGAAAGAGUUACUCGGAGUAGUGUUUAUGGAAAAAAAAUUGAAAAACAAGAAAAAAAAAUUGAAGAAAAUGAAAUAAAAGUUAGAAGAAGCUCUCGAUUAAGUUCAAGAAAAAGUCUUGGACUUGAGAGUGUUCCUGAAAGUUUGUACGAGGCCCCACCAACAGUACUAAGCCCUAAAAUAAAAAGUACUAGUCCUCAAAUUUUAUUUGAAAAAGAAGGAUAUAAAAAUAGAAGAAUGUCAUGGAGGUCAAAGAAUUCAAGUGAAGAGAGAAGAGACAUUUCAUUAAUUGCAAUGGACGAAGACUCUCCACGAGUCUUAUCAGAUAAAGAUUUAAAAAAUAUAUUAAAGAGUGAAGAAAAAAAACAAAAAUUAUUAGCUUCAAUGGAUUUAAAACAAAAAUCAGAAAUACUUCUUGAUAUCCAAUGUUUGAGUAGUCACAUUGUAACUAUUGUUAAAGAACCAUUACAUUUAACAAUUAGUGAAGUCAUUCAAAAAUAUUUAAAAACAAAUACAAAAGAAAUUAUUGAUAUUGAAGAUCUUGUUUUUAGAAGUCAAACGGGAAAAAUAAUAUCAAAAAAUUUAACAAUUAGAGGGGCAUUAACAUUAAAUGGAACUUGUAUAUUUGUUUGUUUUAAUAACUAUCCAUUUUCUUUACCAAAGAUUUAUCCAACUGACAUUAGUAUUAACAAUUCAAAAAUUGUUAUUCCUCAAGUUGUGUUUAAUCUAUGUUGGUGGAUUUACACUUAUGGUUAUUUAGUCGAAGGAGUUUUUAGGGUUUCUGGAGAUACUGAAUUUACAAAGAAAAAAGCUGAAAAAUGUGUUAUAGGUGAUACAUCUUUUCUAUUUCAAAUGCAUAGAAGAGCAAGUGAUGUUCAUAAUGUUGUAGGAACAUUAAAAACAUAUAUAAGAGAAUAUACAGACGGAUUAAUAGACUACAAUUUAGUUAAACAAUUAUCAUCAAGUUUAUCUCAAGAAGUUGAUUUUGCAGUAGAAGUAUUAAAGAAAAUACCUAGGGAAGAUUUAUUAUCAUUUAGUAUAUUAUAUGGACUAAUCAAUAGACUAGUUAAAUAUAGCUCUAUUCAUAUGAUGACAUUAAAAAAUUUUUCAAUGAUUUUAGGACCACUAAUAAUUCAUAUACCAUAUGAAAUUAAUCCUUUAGAUAGUACUUGUUAUCAAAUUGAUUUUAGUAAUAUCCUACUUAAUAAUUAUCAAGAAAUUAUUCAAAGAAUUGGACUUACUAAUCCAUUUGAAGAAUUACCUAGUCGAGAUGAUAUCCAAAAAUUUAAUAAAAAUGAAGUUAAUGAGUCUUUACAAAUAAUACGUUCAGCGUCAAUAACAACUUGUUUUGAACUUGAGAGGUUAAGAAAAUUAAUGGAAAAUCCUGAAGUUAUUCAGUAUAUCCAAACAUUAAACCCAUCUUUAAUAGUUGAUGUUAUAGCUGUUAUAACUGAAUAUCUUUUAUAUUAA